Messenger RNA from Monascus purpureus, 2009 nucleotides. The record is from the annotation of a GenBank genome assembly. NCBI's taxonomy places the organism in Eukaryota, Fungi, Ascomycota, Eurotiomycetes, Eurotiales, Aspergillaceae.
AUGCAAUUAAAGUGUGAACAACACUCGUAUUCAGCAUGCGUCUAUUGGCAGGCUGUGGAAAUUAGUGAUACGGCUAUUCUUCUUGCAGCCGUAAGGAGUACAUAAUGGUUUCUCCUCAUAUCUAUCGGUGCUGAUCCCCACCUCUGGGCCUGACCACAUCCCCUUUUGUACUUAUCUAAGCUUAAAAUUUCCUGCAGAGAUGGAAAUGGAACCAGCUUGCUGAAGUGGCGAGGUCUGUGUCUCUGUUGACUGAUGGAUGAAGGGGUUUAAAAGGUGGACCGACUCGCACCUUUGACUCAGAACGAGAGCAUCAGUCAGUCGCGAUGGGAGGACUAGACCUAAACCACGUACACGAGGCCAAGGGGGAUGUGGAAGUGGUUCAACCGGUGUCUCAGGAUGACUUCACUGGGCUCUCAGGGGAUGCUAUCCAAAUUGACCCGGAGGAGGAGAAGCGUCUGGUUUGGAAGCUUGAUUUACAUAUAUUGCCUUUCGUGGUACUUUUGUACCUGUUCAGUUUUCUGGACCGAGUGAACAUCGGCAAUUCCCGUCUGUACGGCAUGGAAGAGGACUUGGGUCUCGUCGGCGAUCAGUAUCUAACUGCGGUUUCUAUCCUGUUUGUAACAUACUGCUUGUUCGAAGUACCAUCGAACCUGGUUCUAAAGAAGUUUACACCAUCUCGCUACAUCGCCGCGAUCGCAAUAAUAUGGGGCGUCAUCGCAACUCUGACAGGAAUCACACAAAACUACGGCGGCCUGGUGGCCUGUCGAAUCCUCCUUGGAGUCGUCGAGGCGGGCCUUUUCCCCGGUAUGAUGACCUACUUAACCCUGUUCUACGGCAAGCGAGAACUUGCGUUACGAACGAGCUAUCUGUUCAGCAGUGCUGCCGUCGCUGGCGCUUGCGGUGGUCUGCUGGCAUAUGCAAUCGGGUACAUGGAUGGCAUAUGCGGCAUGCGAGGCUGGCGAUGGAUCAUGAUCAUCGAGGGUAUGCCGACCGUCGUGAUCGGCGUGGCGACAUGGUUCUUCCUCGCAAACGAUCCUGAGACCGCAUACUAUCUGAACGAAGAAGAAAGGGCGCUCAUGGUCGCGCGACGCAGUCGUCACCUGGGCCAAACGGCAUCUGCUCAGAAGUUCCACUGGGCAGACGUGAAGGAGGGAGCACUGGACUGGAAGAUAUACGCAUUCUGCACUGGACAAUUCGGUGCCGAUACAAUGCUUUACGGUUACAGCACUUUUCUUCCGACGAUUAUUAAAGGGAUGGGGUCAUGGUCGACGCCGCAAAUCCAGGCUCUCACUAUCCCCUGUUACGCUGUGGGUGCCAUCGCAUACAUAUCCAUUGCCUGGCUCAGUGACCGGACUCAACGCCGCGCCAUAUUCGUAUGUAUCUUCGCUGCGAUUUCCGUCGUGGGUUACGGGGUUUUGAUCUCGGAUUCGUCGUCGGGCGUACAUUACUUCGGGGCCUUACUCAUCGCACUGGGCCUAUACGUGGCGGUCGGAAUUCCGCUCGCAUGGCUGCCGUCAAAUCUCCCUCGCUACGGCAAACGGACCUAUGCGACGGGCCUGCAGCUCACAUUUGGCAAUGUCAGCGGUGUCAUGUCCCCAUUCCUGUACAAGGCGUCUGAAGCGCCCCGCUAUGUUCGCGGGAAUGCCGUCACCUUGGCCAUGGUUGGAUACGCCGGUAUCCUGUAUGCUGUUAUGUGGUUCUGUCUGCAUCGCAUCAAUAGGCGCAGGGGGCAGGGGCUGGAAGAUGACAAAAUCGAGGGCAUGACGGAAGAAGCGAUCCAGGAGAUGGGAGACCGGAAUCCACGAUUUCGCUACGCUUUCUAGGUGUUGCUUGCUUAUGUAGUUUAACCCAUGGCAUAUAUUUAUCUUUGUUUCGCGGCUUUAGGUAAGGCACUUUCAAUGACUGAGAGGUCGAAUAGUGCAUAGAAGCUAGCUCAGUAUUCUGACACACGGCAAGCGGGGCGCCAGAAACGGCUCCCAUUGCUUGCCGUCCUGCCUCCUCAGACCGCC